Molecule: messenger RNA, 360 nt
Organism: Acaulospora colombiana
Lineage: Eukaryota; Fungi; Glomeromycota; Glomeromycetes; Diversisporales; Acaulosporaceae
Source: the annotation of a GenBank genome assembly
GUCACGGCUGUCGGUCUUCUUGCUGGACGCCUAGCAGACGCCUUUAUUGAGGACCACGAAGUAUUUCCGCAUUUAAAGCUGCUACAUACAGAGAAUUUGAAGACAAACGGAGUUGAUGGGGACGCGAGCGGGGAAGUAGAACGCAGCUUAGAGAAAGAUUUGAAGGCGGCGAUAGGCUUAGGUCAAAGUAAUGCACUAUCAUCGCUCUAUUCAAAGAAGCAUGAUUUUUCUGGCAAUAGAUGCGAGAGAGUAUCUCAAAUACAAGGCAAGGAGAUAACCGACAUAGAGGGACCUGUAAAAUAUGUUCGAAGCAAUAAGAGCAUCACUGUAGUCUCCAAAGGCAUGGUACUAAAGGAAUAA